Molecule: messenger RNA, 440 nt
Organism: Entrophospora candida
Lineage: Eukaryota; Fungi; Glomeromycota; Glomeromycetes; Entrophosporales; Entrophosporaceae
Source: the annotation of a GenBank genome assembly
AUGGUCAAAAAUUUUAUGUUUAAUAAGAGGGUUCAACUACAACCAGUUGAGUCUGGAUUUAAAGCAGAGGGGUUCCCACAAUUCUCAGCACCAAGAUUUCUGAAGAUUUACAUUAGUCCCAAAUUAUAUGAAGUUCGUUUAAAUCAAGCAAAUGCUGGCUCAAAAACACAGCCAGAUGUUUCUUUUACUCCACUAAGGAAGAAGAAGGAUUUUAUAAAGGGACAACUUCAUGCAAAAAAGUCAGUGAAUCAGUUAUUAGAUGCAAAGGGUGGACCUGCGAGAGCAUUGGCUGUUAUAAAUAUGGCAUUGGAAGAGCAGGUUAAGAUUUUGGCUCAAGAUUUUAUUGAACGUCCAGAAGAUUUCACACCACCAGCUCAAAUUUCUAAUGGAUAUAUUAGAAAUGACCCUGAAAGCCCACAUCUAAAAAGAUUGCUUAAUAA